Molecule: messenger RNA, 1101 nt
Organism: Prorocentrum cordatum
Lineage: Eukaryota; Dinophyceae; Prorocentrales; Prorocentraceae
Source: the annotation of a GenBank genome assembly
AGCUCUGUCUCGCCAAGCGGGUGGUCGACCGAGCAAGGCUCCAGGGGAGACCAGGUGACGCCGCGAGUGCGGAGCGCACGCGGCGCUGCGGCGGUGUCGAAAGCGGCGGGGCGAGGCCAGGCUCGGGGAGCGCGAGCGCGCUUGCCAUGCCGACGAGGAGCUUGCGCCAAGACAGCGUCCUGUCGCCGGCGAGCGGGUCACACAGUCUGCCACCAAGGUUCCAGGAUGUGCCAGGGGGCGCGCACCGCCAGGAGGAGGGGGAGGAGGAGGAAGAGGGGGAGGAGAAGGAGGAGGAGGAAGAGGAGAAAGAGGAGGGAGAGGGACCGUGCCGAGGACGAGCGGGGCUCACGCGGCCUGCCACCCGGGUGCCGGACGGUGCCCGCUGCGCCAGUGCACGAGGGCGAGGGCGCGGGCGCGGCCCCGGGCGGCCCAGGACGCGGGCGGCCUCUACAAUGUCAAGAAAUAGUCGCCCGACGGAGACGACACUGUUGAGAAUCUGACGGGGCGCCUUCGCUCGCAGCGUUCUCACUUCUGCGGGGAUAUUUACAUGGGCCGAGCGGCUCGACCGAUCUGGCGAGGGCCUAGAAUUGGAGCGAAGCCCAGCACCCUAGAGGUUGUCUGAGCAGAUGCGCCAAUGCCACGCUGCGAAGAGACAUCCGGCGGCCGUGCCCUCGCUGCGCGGGCUAGAGAGAGAGAGAGAGAGAGAGGCCAGCCAACAUCGCCGCAGAGCAGACGCGGACCUGCAGAUGGCAGUUGGGCUGCAGGACUGCCCGUCCCCUCCGCUCUGCGCGAAGGAGGAGUAGGAGGAGGAGGAGGAGGAGGAGGAGGAGGAGGAGGAGGAGGGGGAGGAGGAGGAGGAGGGGGAGGAGGAGGAGGAUAAUGGAGGACGAGGACUGCCCGUGGGCAUCAUGCCUGGGCGCCCCUGCCCUUCUUCGCGGCCUUCCUCGGAGGGCCCCCGCUCUGCUGCGUCCGCGGGCCCCGGCCCGUGCGGCCGCCCUUGCCGCCCCAGCCCUUCUCCUCUAGAGGCCCUUGACGUUCACGAGGGGCAGGAGCCGAUGCUCCACCUCCACCAGCUCGGCCUGGUGGGCGAGCACCGUGGCC